Molecule: messenger RNA, 813 nt
Organism: Apiotrichum porosum
Lineage: Eukaryota; Fungi; Basidiomycota; Tremellomycetes; Trichosporonales; Trichosporonaceae
Exons: 2
Coding region: 1-813 (270 amino acids)
Biological process (GO): translation
Cellular component (GO): mitochondrion
Molecular function (GO): ribosomal large subunit binding
Source: RefSeq, a predicted model, not a curated record
AUGCGUCUCUCAGCUACCAUCGCACGUGCAGCGCGCCUCACUCUCACGCAGCGUGUCUCUCCGAUGGCCGCUCCGGCCCUGCGUGCCACCUCCGCCUUCCAUGCCCAAGCUGCCCCCACUAGCACUCGUCCCUUCUCCUCCACCUCUACCCUCCUCAAGAAGGGAGGCAAGGACAAGGGAGGCAAGGCCGACAAGGGCGGCAAGGGCGGUAAGAAGUCUAAGAAGGACGACGCCGACGAGGACGGCGCCGAGGCCGACGGCCUCACUCGCGAGGAGAUUGACGCCUUGCUCAAGAAGACUCGGAGCAAGAUGGACAAGUCCGCCGACUGGGCGCGCACCACCGUGUUUGACGGUGUGGAGCGUGGCCGUGGCCGUGUCAUGCCUGCACUCCUCGACAACGUCAAGGUCGCCAUCCCAGACCAGGGUUCCGUGCCCCUCAAGUCCGUCGCGUCCAUCACCGUCCGCCAGAGCUCCCUCUGGGUUGAAGUGUGGGACGGCCCUACAAUGAAGCACGUCGAGUCGGCCAUCCACAAGGCCAACCUGCCCGGCAUGUCCCCUCAGCGCGAUGGCAACGCACUCAAGAUUCCGGUCUCGCGCCCGACGGGCGAAGUGCGCACUGCGAUUCUGAAGAGUCUGCACGAGACCAUCGAGAUGGCCAAGAACCAGAUCCGCACGGCCAGGCAGGAAGGUCUCAAGGCGCUUGGUGGAAGGGGAGAAGAGGGCGCGGACGAGGUCCAGAAGAUGACCGACGAGCUUGUCCACGACAUUGAGAAGCUCUUUGUCAACGCCAAGAAGGAGUUUGAGAAGGCUUAA